AUGCGACCUUUCUUGCGCGUAGCAUGGCUCAGACACGCAUCGCCCCUUCCCUGGCACCCCCGAGGCACUCCGCAAAGCCUCGUCCCCCGCCGCAUCGCAACCACAUCGGCGCAGAACGCUGCGCCCAUUGACCUGCCUCGGCUGAUUGUCAAAAACGGCGCUAAAGACCACAACUCGCUGGCGACUUUUAUCGAAUACGCGACCCGCACGAAACUCUCUCCGCUCAAGAGUUACUAUGUGGGCACGCACUUUGAGUACACGACCGCUCUAUCGUUCAUGCGUCUAGGCUUCUCGCUCCUAAGAACGGGUGCGAAGAACGAUGCUGGCAUUGAUUUGAUCGGACACUGGGUCCUGGCGCCUCUGAGCGAGCCACUCCCCGUCAUCAUCCAGUGCAAGGCGCGCAAAUGCUCGGUCGGUCCCAGCCACAUCCGCGAACUCGAGGGCUCAUUCCGGGGGAUGCCUCCAGACUGGAAGGGCAAACCCGUUCUCGGGUUGCUGGUGACGACGCUGAAGGCCACGAAAGGAACCAUGGACGCUAUUGCGCGCAGUCCAUGGCCCAUGGGCUUCGUGAUGAUGUCCAGGCAGGGACUUAUUCAGCAGUUUCGGAAGAAGCGGCCAUCCAAGUUCGCAAACGCAGGCACACAAAAAGACAUACAACUAACAUGGAUGGGCUCGCCCAUCUUCCCCGAGCGCAACACUCUGGACCAAGAAACGCUGAACCUAAUCAGCCUCGUCGAGCCCGUGGUGGAAAUCAAGCCUUCUGCGCCGCUGGGCCAACCUCGACGUCGACCCGGCCGGCCUAAGAAGGGCGAAGAGGCAUUCUUCGAUUGCCUCAAGAACACGAAGGGCCCGAAGCCUACAAUGCACCUAGCGCCUUCGCCGAGAGGCGGUCAGAUCGCUGUGCCUCGGGUUCCAGCCAAGGUGCCCAAGUGUGGUCGACCAAAGGGCUCCAAGAAUAAAGUCAAAAUCACGACGCACGCAGGCUGA
Macroventuria anomochaeta is the source of this 987-nucleotide messenger RNA. RefSeq lists its product as uncharacterized. Gene Ontology annotation, molecular function: nucleic acid binding. NCBI's taxonomy places the organism in Eukaryota, Fungi, Ascomycota, Dothideomycetes, Pleosporales, Didymellaceae. The coding region runs from base 1 to 987 and encodes 328 amino acids. Gene Ontology annotation, cellular component: mitochondrion. The transcript is spliced from 2 exons. The record is from RefSeq and is a predicted model, not a curated record.